AUGCGUCUGUCAUUGUUGGCUACACUCGUUACUACCCUUCUUUUCACAGGAGCCCUGUCCUCCCCCCACCCUAAGUAUGACGGCAAGAAUGGAGACAAGAAGGUUCAACCACCAUCGUGCGGCCCUGAUGUUGCUGGAAAGAAAUCCUUGGCCUACUAUGGAAACUGGGACAUCUAUGCCCGCAGCUUCAUGGUAACCGACAUCCCCGCCGAUAAAUUGACUCAUCUCUCCUACGCUUUUGCCAAUGUCAACACCACCACUGGUUCAAUUAUGUUGAGCGAUGAAUGGGCCGAUCUGCAGUAUGCCUAUCCCGGCGACGAUACCUCCGCCUCCGGCACCAACGUCUACGGAAACAUCAAGCAGCUCUACCUUCUCAAGAAGGCCCACCGCAACCUCAAGACUAUCCUCUCCGUGGGCGGAUGGUCCUACCGGAUGAAUUUUGCCCCCAUGCUGGCGUCCGAGGCCAAGCGCCGCAAAUUCGUGGACUCUGCAAUGCAACUGGUGUCCGACCUGGGGUUUGACGGCCUUGAUAUUGAUUACGAAUACGUCGACGGUGCCGAACAAGCCGCCCAGAUGGUCAGUCUGCUCAAGGAUCUGCGCCACGGCUUCGACGGCCUUGCCAAGAAGCUGAACGCCACCUCGCCGUUCAUCAUUUCGUACGCCAGUCCUGCCGGACCAGACAAGUACAAGCAGCUUGACCUCGCCAAGAUGACUCCCUACGUCGACUUCUACAGCUUCAUGGCCCUUGACUACAUGGGUGGAUUCAGCAACUACUCCGGACACCAGGCCAACAUCUUCUCCGACAUAUUUAACCCCAAGUCGACCGACUUUGAAACGAACUCCGGCAUCCUGUACUACAUCUCGAGCGGAGCCCCCGCUUCCAAGAUCCUGCUUCAGUCUCCCCUCUACGGUCGCUCCUUCAACCAGACUGCUGGCCCUGGUACCAACUUCACUGAUGUCGGCACCCUAGGCAGCUUCGGCACCGCCGGUGUCUGGGACUACAAGGCGCUCCCCGUGCCCGGUUUCAAUGCUAGUGUCGUCGAGCUGCCCUCGAUCGGCGCCAGCUACAGCUACGACGCGGCCCGGAAGUACAUGAUCUCCUACGACACCCCCGAGAUUGCCAGAAUCAAGGCCGAGUACGUCAAUGGCCUUGGUCUGGGUGGUGCUAGUUGGUGGGAGGUCAGCAUGGAUCGCAACGACACCAAGAGUCUGAUCACCACGACUAUCGACGCGUUUGGCGGUGCCGACGGGCUGGAGAAGAGAAAGAACAACCUCAACUAUCCCACCAGCAAGUAUGCCAACUUGCGUGCUGGUUUCCCUGGCCUGUGA
Aspergillus pseudoviridinutans is the source of this 1329-nucleotide messenger RNA. RefSeq names its product glycoside hydrolase family 18 protein. NCBI's taxonomy places the organism in Eukaryota, Fungi, Ascomycota, Eurotiomycetes, Eurotiales, Aspergillaceae. Gene Ontology annotation, molecular function: chitin binding; chitinase activity. Gene Ontology annotation, cellular component: extracellular region. Gene Ontology annotation, biological process: carbohydrate metabolic process; chitin catabolic process. The coding region runs from base 1 to 1329 and encodes 442 amino acids. The transcript is spliced from 3 exons. The record is from RefSeq and is a predicted model, not a curated record.